AUGUCUGGCUCCGUUCUGCAGGGAAAGGUGAUCGCCGUUGUCGGCGGAGCCUCUGGAAUAGGCCAUGCUGUGUCGACGCUACUCGUCGACUUAAAAGCCAGAGUCGCCAUUGCCGAUAUCCAAGACGAGCUUCUCGCGUCAGUACAGCAGGAACUAAGCGCCGCUGGGGGUGAGGUUCUGACUCACAAGGUUGACAUCACCAAUCGAGAGCAGACCGAAGCCUGGCUAGCAGAUGUGGAGAAGCAAUUCGGAGGCCUGGACGGUGCUGUCAACCUCGCUGGGAUUAUUCCAAAGUCGCACAACAAAGGGACGAUCUUGGACCAGGCAGACGACGAUUGGGACAAUGUCUUUGCAGUCAAUGUGCGUGGGAUGAUGAACUGUGUGAGGGCAGAGAUCCCUCAUCUGCUCCGACGCGGUGGAGGAAGCAUCGUCAACUUUUCCAGCACUCUUGGCCUCGUGGGACGUGCAGAAGCGGCGUGUUACACGGCAAGUAAGCACGCUGUGAUUGGCUUGACGUCCAGCGUGGCCAAGGAGUUUGGUCGACAGAAUAUAAGGGUCACGGCAGUUGCACCUGGCCUCACUCUGACCCCGAUGAUGCAAAGAUCCAUCGACGCUGACCCCAAGGCGGCGAAGGAAAAGGAGAACCCCGAAAUUUGUGCCUUGGGCCGGUUUGCGCAGCCCAUUGAAAUUGCAAAGACGGUCGCCUUCCUGCUGAGCUCGGACGCCAGUUUUAUUACGGGUGUGACUGUCAGCGUUGAUGGGGGUUGGGUUUGUUAG
Fonsecaea nubica is the source of this 777-nucleotide messenger RNA. RefSeq lists its product as hypothetical. The transcript is spliced from 2 exons. NCBI's taxonomy places the organism in Eukaryota, Fungi, Ascomycota, Eurotiomycetes, Chaetothyriales, Herpotrichiellaceae. Gene Ontology annotation, molecular function: oxidoreductase activity. The record is from RefSeq and is a predicted model, not a curated record. The coding region runs from base 1 to 777 and encodes 258 amino acids.